Cloeon dipterum is the source of this 3686-nucleotide messenger RNA. Its product is annotated as rho GTPase-activating protein 45-like. Gene Ontology annotation, molecular function: GTPase activator activity. Gene Ontology annotation, biological process: signal transduction; activation of GTPase activity. NCBI's taxonomy places the organism in Eukaryota, Metazoa, Arthropoda, Insecta, Ephemeroptera, Baetidae. The record is from RefSeq and is a predicted model, not a curated record. Bases 190 to 3528 code for a protein of 1112 amino acids. The transcript is spliced from 16 exons.
CAAAAGCAGCGGCGGUGAGUCGAGAGGCAGGCGCUCGCUGUUCGCUGUGUGUCGCUCAGUCAGUCUUGGCUUCGUCGCGUUCCCAACGAGCAUUGUCGGCCAGCCGAAGGGCAUGACCCUUGCCGACACCACCACCAUGACCUGCCCCGCUGACCUCACGUGACCCACGACACCUGUUCUCCAAACAGGAUGACGGAGGCGGCGAGUCGGGGCACGGCGGCGGGUCUGCAGCGGUUGUCGUCGUCAUCAGGCGUGUCGGGUAUGUCGUCGGUGCGGUCCAUGUCGGUGGCCAGCAUCAGCUCCGAGGGCAGCUCCGAGAGCCAUGGCGUCGAGCAGGAGGAGAUCUCGGCGCUGACGCACGACGUGCGUGCCUUCAAGGAGGCCCUUGCGCUCCUCAAAACCGUCUUUCACCACUCCGACAGAGACCUGCAGGACAACGUGCGGACCAUGGCCCACGACAGGCUGGGCGAGGUGUUGCGCAUCCUGAGGGUGGUGCUCGAAAAGCACCACUCGUUGCAGAACACGGAGCUGCUGAUGGCGGCCGGCGCCCUCAUCCAGCAAGUCAAAGGCCACGACUACGAGGACGACAAGGCGAGCACAAAGGACUUCUUUGACGCCAUCGACAAACUCGCCCUUGCUUUCAGCAGCAGGGUGUCCGAGUACCUGAUGGGCGACCUAGAUGCAGCGAACGUGCCCUUCACGAGCGGCGGCGCCGUCACCGGGAAGACCAAGUCCUACGAGACGCUGACGGGCAGGGCAGCGUCGGUGCGCGGCCGCUCGGCCGGCGCCGACGAGGCGGCCACCGCGGCCACCGAGCACGAGUCAGAGCUGCUGCGGGCCGAGCACUCGGUUGAGGCGUUGCUGCGCAGAGCCAAACUGUGCGCCAAGUACCUCAAGGACGUGCUCGCCUACGUCGAGAAGCGCACGCACCUCGAGCUCGAGUAUGCCAAGAACCUGUCCAAACUGGCACUCACCGUCAAGCCACUCAUCUGCGAGGAGAGCCACUUGCCGCUGCAAGGCGUCUUCUGUCACGCUUUGGACAACGAUUCGGACAACUGCAACGCGUUCCUGGACACCGGUUCGCUGAUUCUGGGUGCCAAGUUCAUGGAGCCGAUGCGGGCGCGUCGCUCGGAGCACGAGCGGCGGCGCAAGCAGCUCAAGGAGCAGUGGCAGCGUGAACUGCGUCGCAUGCAAGAGGCGGAUGGCGCGAAACGCAAGGCCUAUGCCAUCUUCGCGCAGCGCCAGCAGGCGGCCAGGGCGGCCGUCGAGCUCGACGCCAGGCCUGAGAGGCGUCGCAAGGUCGACGACGACGCUAUUCAAAAGGCUUUUGAGGCGGAGAGCACCUACAAAAAGGCGAGCUUAGACGUGGAGACGCAAGCCCGCCACCUGCACAAAGUCAAAGCUGAAGUGCUGCAUAGUCUGCAGGCGCUUUUGCUGCAGUACGACCAGACCAUCAAGGCUGCCACUAUGAACUUUUUCCAACUGCAACACAACCAAAGCUCCAUCACACCCAUCCAGUUCCAAAGAUUGUACGAAAGCAGCAACCAAUAUGAGCCAGGUCAGCAAUACCACGAGUUUGUGAAACGAUUCUGUGCGCUGGCCAGCCAGAAGCACGCGCUGCAGAGCUCGGCCAGCCUUUCCAACGUAAUGGACGCGGCUGCUGAUCCAGACAUUUUCGUACAAGGGCCAGGUCGGGGGCCGUUCCUAGUGCGGCACGCGUGGCCCAGCCUGCGCGGCAAGCAAGCGGCUGGCAGCGACUCGGACAGCAGCCACAGCGGCGGCAAGAGCCGCGAGCCGUCACCGGUGCUCAACUCGCCAACAAUGCCGCACUCGUCGGGCGACGAGCUGGACGGCAGGAACGCCGCCGAGCCGGCUGCCGACACUCUGCUGAACGACAUGUCCGCGGCCGCCCUCACACACAAGUUCCGUGCUGCCGACGCCAGCAGGGGCGAGCUGCGGUGUCCUGAGUGCGACUGUGUCGUCUACCCCAGCGCUCUGCAGUGCGUCAAGUGUGGCAUCGGUUGCCACAAAGAAUGUCUGAGCAAACUGUCGGCUCACUGUCUGCCGGCCAGGUUGGCCCUGAGCAAAGGCAUCUUCGGCAAGGAUUUGAGCCAGCAUCUGCAGGAGACGGGCUGUGCCGUGCCGCUAGUCAUCACAAAAUGCGUCGAGGAAAUCGAAAGGUCAGCCCUGACCAUCAAGGGUAUUUACCGUAUCUCCGGCGUAAAGUCGAAAGUGGAGAAGCUCGUCGAGGAGUUUGAGAGCGUGCUCGACUUGGUUGACCUGUCACGCGCCAACUGCCACGUGGUGGCGAGCGUGCUUAAGCUCUACCUGCGCCAGCUGCCUGUCCCCUUGCUCACCUUUGAACUCUAUCCUAGUUUCCUCAAGUUAGCCCGCGAGUGGUCGCCAGGAGCCGAGGGCGGCGUAUCCGAGCUGGACGCCCUGGUACACCGGCUGCCGGCCGACAACCUGGCGUGUCUGCGCUUCCUGAUGCGCCACCUGAGCCACGUGGCCGCUCACGCGCAGGACAACCAGAUGCCGGCGGCCAACCUGGGCAUCGUGUUUGGACCGACCCUGCUGCGCACCCCCGGCGGCCACGCCUCACUCGGCUGUUUGGCCGACACGGUGCACCAGACGCGCGCCGUCGAGCUGCUGGUGGCCCACGCCGGCGUCCUCUUCGGCGCCGCACACGACGCCUCCGAAUGCCCCAGCACCCUAGCCCCGGACAUGCCCACCCUCCUGCCAGGAUUCAUCCCUGAAAGACCCGGAGAAGGACCACCUGAACACCACUCGGCCCGAGACGACAUCAUUUUCGGUUUUGGUUCCGAUGAUGAAAUUGCGGACGUAUUCCUACCCGACUUCUCAGACCUGGACCCAAACUCUCCGGUGCUGAGGCGCAACCUGAAGCACUCGGCCUCUGCCAAAAUUAUUAAGUGCUCCUUGAGAGAUUACAAAGGAUUGGAAGGCGCGACUGCCGAGAGCAAAACAAACGCAAGUUUGGACGUGGCCGAGCCGUCGGCGCACCUGAACCUACGCAAAAGCAAAAGCGCCUCGGACCACCAGUCCAAGGGUGGACGCGUCCUGCGCAAGGAGAGUUUGGCCGGCGACUCGGACGUCGAGUCGUCGUCGCACCUGGGCAGCUCGCUCGAGAGCUCUAGUCUGCGCGACGAAAUGGAGCGACGCCACCUGCAGCACCUACACCACGUGACCGCCUCCUCCUCGGUCGAGGACAGCGAGACCGAGGAAUCAACCAAGACGCCGCUCAAGGCCUCCAAAGUCGCAUUUUCAGAGGGUCGCGUGAAGGCAUCGUCCUUGUCGAGCGGCAGUCUGAUUCACUCGACCAAGCACCACAUCAGCGUGGUCACCAGUCACUUCGUGCACCGCAAGGCGUCCAAGGCGUCGGCCGUGAUCGUCGGCCCGCCUCUGAUGGCGAUGCCAAAGAAGGCCGAGAAGGUGCUCGGCGAGACGAUCGUGCACAAGAUCACGAUGCUGGACGACACCGACCAGGCCAAGCACGACCAGGCCAAAUAAUCUCGCAACAUUCUACGUAGAACGAAAGGCUUCUCGAAUCCGGAUUAAGAACAAAUUAUAUAUACGCUCGCAAACUGUAACAUGUUAUAUAUAUUGUCCCUUUGUGAAAAUGUGUGUUUACUGUAAAUGUACGGCAAAUAUGAUUUUUAUUUGAAGGA